This is a messenger RNA of Lindgomyces ingoldianus, 783 nucleotides long. RefSeq lists its product as uncharacterized. The transcript has a single exon. NCBI's taxonomy places the organism in Eukaryota, Fungi, Ascomycota, Dothideomycetes, Pleosporales, Lindgomycetaceae. The record is from RefSeq and is a predicted model, not a curated record. The coding region runs from base 196 to 654 and encodes 152 amino acids.
UUUAGUAACAACUUUAGCAGAACCUUCAGAUGCCUCCUGUGCGCGCUAGGUAAUACAUUCGGACACAGUUUGCUUUGUACGAGAACGUAGUUUGAGUCCUUUAGUCGGGUCCCCACUGUGGCGCGCAUCCCAUCGGGCUUUCGUGACAGAUAAUCUAGGGCUGAGGGGCUUCCCUCGACUGAAUCCUGAGACCGGAUGGGAGUUGGAAGGCUGGUGGCGUCUUUGGCGAAAGGAAGUUUUCUUACCACGCGAGGAAGCAAUAGGUUUGGUGGUCUUAUGCGUUUCCCGGCUCACAUAAGAUUUCUGGAAAGCAUCUUCACUCGUCUUAGCCUGUCCAGAAGUUUGCGGUGUUCUUGGAGCACGAGUGCGCUGGGAUAUACUGACAGCUCCAGUACGCGAGAAACCAGGGGCGCGCACAGGAGCCUGCGAAAGGCUAGAAAGGCGCGGGCGUUGGGAGCCAGGCACAGAAGUAGAUUUUUUGGCCCCAGGUUGCCGUCUGGCCUUGAAGAUUUUCUCGUGAUCGGGAUGGGGAACAACUUGAUCCAGGAAUAUGCGGGGAGCAUAAAUGUUAUGUUUCUAGUCAUCUUCGCUCAUCUCAUUAAGCUCAUGGCAGAGCUUAAGAAGCAAAUCAGAAGUCAGGUAUCUUGCAGCUAAAGCACGGGUGUCCUAAUCAAUUUCCGGAAGACUGAAGCGUGAUCCAGACUCAUGUGGGUUGGUGUCUGGGAGUUUGACAGGAUUAUAUGCAACGUUCGUUGUGACAGAGUCGUGACCGUCCUUGACCUU